CCGAAAUUACGACGACCUCAUCUUCCCUCUCAAACCCUAAUCAUAUUUGAUCAGAGACUCUCGCCAGAUAGAGGAGGAGAGGAAGAGGAGGUGCGGCGCAGAAUCGCUUCCGUCCUAUUCCGUCUUAAUCCGCGAAUUGUUGUAUUUUCACACGUUUCGAUCAGUCAGUCGAUUGUGCAGAUCGAUCCCGGUUGAAGAACAUCGGAGGGAUGGAUCAGCAGGUUACGAUUGUGCUCGGCGCGGAUCCCGCCGCCUUCGAGGCAUUGAUCUCUCAGUUGAUGUCGUCGGCGAACGAGCUACGGUCGCAAGCGGAGGCGCUUUUCAAUCUAUGCCGCGACCGCCACCCGGAUGCACUUGCUCUCAAGCUUGCACAGGUUCUGCACUCGUCACAGUCCCUGGAGAUCCGCGCCAUGGCGGCUGUUCUCCUCCGUAAGCAAGUCACCUCGUCGUCUGGAGGGGAUUCGGAGGAGUCGCCGUCUUAUAUCUGGUCACGGCUCUCGCCCGCCACCCAAUCUUCUAUUAAGUCUCUUCUUCUGUCCGCUGUUCAGAGAGAGGAGAUGAAGAGUAUAGCUAAGAAGCUCUGCGAUACUGUCUCUGAGCUUGCUUCUAACCUGCUUCCUGAUGGGACAUGGCCGGAGCUCCUACCUUUCAUGUUCCAGGCCGUGACCUCUGAUUCUCCGCGCCUUCAGGAAUCCGCCUUGCUUAUCUUCUCGCAGCUCGCGCAGUAUAUCGGCGAUAUACUCCUUCCCCACCUCCCUACGCUUCACUCGGUCUUCCUCAACUCGUUAUCCAAUUCUGUGUCGCCGGAUGUACGCAUCGCUGCGCUUGGGGCAUCGAUCAACUUUGUCCAGUGCCUUGAAUCUACUGCAGACCGUGAGCGUUUCCAGGACCUCCUUCCCGCCAUGAUGCGAACACUUACGGAGGCGCUCAAUUCUGGAAACGAGGCCACUGCCCAGGAGGCCCUUGAGCUCCUUAUCGAGCUUGCAGGCACGGAGCCACGGUUUCUGAGGCGCCAGCUAGCUGAUGUGGUUGGUUCUAUGCUUCAGAUUGCUGAAGCCGAUCGCUUGGAGGAAGGGACCAGGCAUCUUGCGGUUGAGUUCGUGAUUACUCUUGCUGAAGCCCGUGAGAGAGCCCCGGGGAUGAUGAGAAGGCUGCCCCAAUUCAUUGGGAGCCUCUUUGCUGUGCUUAUGAAGAUGUUGCUUGACAUUGAGGAUGACCCCGCUUGGCAUGGUGCCGAAACUGAGGACGAGGAUGCUGGAGAGACGAGUAACUACAGUGUGGCACAAGAGUGCCUUGAUCGGCUAUCUAUUGCCCUGGGAGGGAACACCAUUGUUCCGGUUGCCUCUGAGUUGCUUCCGCAAUACUUAGCAGCCCCAGAAUGGCAGAAACGUCAUGCAGCACUAAUUACUUUUGCACAGAUUGCAGAAGGGUGUUCCAAGGUCAUGGUUAAAAACUUGGAGCAGGUCGUCUCUAUGGUUCUAAGCUCUUUUAGAGAUCCUCAUCCUCGUGUACGCUGGGCAGCUAUAAAUGCUAUUGGACAGUUGUCCACUGAUUUGGGUCCUGAUCUUCAAGUCCAUUAUCACCAGCAAGUGCUUCCAGCUCUAGCCUCUGCUAUGGAUGAUUUUCAGAAUCCCCGAGUCCAGGCACACGCUGCUUCAGCUGUACUCAAUUUCACUGAGAGCUGCACGCCUGAUACUUUAUCACCUUACCUGGAUGGCAUUGUCAGCAAACUGCUUGUAUUGCUUCAGAAUGGGAAGCAGAUGGUGCAAGAAGGAGCAUUGACAGCUUUAGCAUCAGUUGCUGAUUCAUCUCAGGAACACUUCCAAAAAUAUUAUGAUGCUGUCAUGCCGUAUCUUAAAGCUAUUUUGAUGAAUGCCACUGACAAAUCAAAUAGAAUGUUGCGUGCCAAAUCCAUGGAGUGCAUCAGUUUGGUUGGAAUGGCCGUGGGUAAGGAUAAAUUUAGGGAUGAUGCUAAGCAGGUAAUGGAAGUACUGAUGACGUUGCAAGGUUCACAGUUGGAAAGCGAUGAUCCUAUAACAAGUUACAUACUUCAGGCAUGGGCCAGGCUCUGCAAGUGUCUAGGUCAAGAUUUUCUUCCAUACAUGAAUGUUGUCAUGCCUCCAUUGCUUAAAUCUGCUCAGCUAAAACCUGAUGUUACCAUAACAUCAGCAGACACAGAUGAGGAAGUAGAAGAUUCAGAUGAUGACAGCAUAGAGACGAUUACCCUUGGGGAUAAAAGGAUUGGGAUCAGAACUAGCGUGUUGGAGGAAAAGGCUACGGCAUGUAACAUGCUUGGUUGUUAUGCUGAUGAGCUCAAGGAGGGUUUCUUUCCAUGGAUUGAUCAGGUUGCUCCCACAUUGGUCCCCCUUCUCAAAUUUUAUUUUCAUGAAGAAGUUAGGAAGGCUGCUGUAUCAGCUAUGCCAGAGCUUUUGAGAUCAGCAAAGUUAGCAGUAGAGAAGGGGCAAGCAUCUGGUCGUGAUGAGUCCUAUGUUAAGCAGCUGUCAGAUUACAUAAUUCCAGCUUUAGUGGAAGCUCUUCACAAGGAACCCGAGGUUGAAAUAUGUGCAUCUAUGUUGGAUUCAUUGAAUGAAUGUGCAGAGCUUGCCGGGCAGCUUCUUAGUGAGGGCCAGGUUCGAUCCAUUGUGGAUGAACUCAAACAUGUGAUAACCGCAAGCUCCACAAGGAAACGAGAAAGAGCUGAGAGGACAAAAGCAGAGGAUUUUGAUGCUGAUGAGGGGGAUCUGCUCAAAGAAGAAAAUGAGCAGGAAGAGGAAGUUUUUAAUCAGGUUGGUGACUGUUUGGGCACGUUGAUUAAAACCUUUAAAGCUUCUUUCCUGCCAUUCUUUGACGAGAUUUCAAUUUAUGUAACAGCAAUGCUGGGCAAGGAUAAAACUCCUGAGGAAAGAAGAAUAGCCAUUUGUAUUUUCGACGAUGUUGCUGAACAAUGUCAAGAAGCAGCCCUGAAAUACUAUGUUACUUACGUGCCAUUCUUACUAGAAGCCUGUAACGAUGAAAAUUCAGAUGUUAGACAGGCUGCAGUUUAUGGUAUUGGUGUUUGUGCUGAGUUUGGUGGUUCUGUCUUUAGACCUCUUGUUGGAGAAGCUCUCUCCCGGUUAAAUAAUGUAAUACGGCAUCCUAAUGCUCAGCAUUCCGACAAUAUAAUGGCAUAUGACAAUGCUGUUUCGGCUCUAGGAAAACUAUGCCAGUUUCAUCGUGAUAGCAUUGAUGCAGCUCAGGUUGUUCCUUCUUGGUUAAGCUGCUUGCCAAUAAAAGGCGAUCUUAUUGAGGCUAAGCUAGUGCAUGAGCAGCUUUGUAUGAUGGUGGAAAGGUCGGAUGGAGAACUCUUGGGUCCUAACAAUCAAUAUUUGCCCAAAAUUGUUUCGGUAUUUGCGGAGGUUUUAUGUGCUGGGAAGGAUUUAGCCACAGAGCAGACAGCCAGCAGAAUGGUGAAUCUAUUACGGCAGCUCCAGCAAACUCUGCCGCCGGCAGUUCUCGCCUCGACCUGGUCCGCCUUGCAUCCGCAGCAGCAGCUCGCGCUACAAUCCGUCCUGUCCACGUAGUAGCUGUUUCGGCACGGGCACGUAUUCUUCGUCGAGGAAAAUUGGAUCGAUACCGUUCAAUCGUUUGCUCCCACCCAAUAUUUUUAUGUCAAUCAUUUCUUUUGCAUGGAUUGCAGGUGCAAUCAGCAGCUGCUCUGUUGUGGUGCUCGUUUUAGAGCAGAAGCAUGAGAGUCUCUCGUCUCUGGUUGGGGCUUGUGUUGUACCAUGUGCAUAAUAGGGGUGAUAGGAAAUAUCACCUUCUGUCCUAAGCAUGCUUAGUGCGAAGGGGAGUUUAUUUUUAUUUUUAUUUUUAUUUUUAUUUU
This is a messenger RNA of Phalaenopsis equestris, 3862 nucleotides long. RefSeq names its product importin-5. The transcript is spliced from 20 exons. Lineage: Eukaryota; Viridiplantae; Streptophyta; Magnoliopsida; Asparagales; Orchidaceae. The coding region runs from base 210 to 3560 and encodes 1116 amino acids. Gene Ontology annotation, cellular component: nucleus; cytoplasm. Gene Ontology annotation, biological process: protein import into nucleus. The record is from RefSeq and is a predicted model, not a curated record. Gene Ontology annotation, molecular function: nuclear import signal receptor activity; small GTPase binding.